Molecule: messenger RNA, 1428 nt
Organism: Batrachochytrium dendrobatidis JAM81
Lineage: Eukaryota; Fungi; Chytridiomycota; Chytridiomycetes; Rhizophydiales
Product: replication factor C subunit 2
Exons: 7
Coding region: 448-1428 (326 amino acids)
Biological process (GO): DNA-templated DNA replication; DNA repair
Cellular component (GO): DNA replication factor C complex; nucleus
Molecular function (GO): DNA clamp loader activity; DNA binding; ATP binding
Source: RefSeq, a predicted model, not a curated record
GUCUGCUUCAGCAUGGCGGAAGGAUGAUGACAGAUGCGGUGAUACGGGUUGAAAUCUCUCGGGAGUAGAAGCAUCAUUGAAUGUAUCAGUGGAUUUAUUAACAGUUCCAGUAGUUGUAUGAAUGGUUUCAGUAGCCUUGGUGGUAGUAUCAGUAGUUGCUUUAGUAGGAACUGGCGGAAGUGCACUAGACUGUAAAGAAGAGCUUAGCUAAUAAAUAUAUAAAAUGAAAUGGUUAGUAAUAACCAUUGACAGCGACAGCAGCUUCAACAACCGUACCAUCGUGUAUAAGACUGUAAUGGAUGAACUUGACGUUUGAUUUCAGCAGUUGAGUUCUCGUGACUUGAUUCAUUCAAAUUCAUUUCUCGUGACUUGAUUCAUUCAAAUUCAUUUCUCGUGACUUGAUUCAUUCAAACUCAUUCAAACUCAUUCAAUUUCAUUCAACUGCCAAUGUCCGAUCUCGUCGAUCGCUCUCCUUGGACUGAGCGAUACCGUCCAAAAACACUGUCUGAAAUCAGUGGACAGAACGAGGUCGUUGCUGUUCUUUCAAAUACCAUACAGACCCAAAAUCUGCCUCAUCUGCUGCUAUAUGGUCCUCCUGGAACUGGAAAAACUUCCAUCAUUCUGGCUCUUGCUCGUCAGCUUUAUGGUGCAAAUGGCCUUAAAGGACGUUUGUUGGAACUCAAUGCUUCUGAUGAACGAGGUAUCGACGUCAUUCGAGAAAAAGUCAAAAACUUUGCAAAAAUCACCGUCAGUGCUGCUCAUUCUAAUGCUCCUCCAUACAAAAUUAUUGUAUUGGAUGAAGCAGAUUCGCUGACUACUGAUGCUCAAUCUGCGUUGCGUCGUAUCAUGGAAAAUUACUCCAAAAUUACUCGAUUUUGUUUAAUUUGUAACUAUGUUAGCCGAAUCAUCGAUCCACUUGCUUCGAGAUGUGCUAAAUUGCGCUUCAAACCCAUACCUAUGCCUAUUGUCAUUGAACGUUUGGAGCUUAUUUGUAGCAAUGAAAAGCUGUCAUUUGCUCCUGGAGCGCUGGAUUUUCUAGCUACAUCUUGCGCUGGCGAUCUUCGCAAAGCCAUCACACUUCUUCAAAGCAUCAAGAAAGUCAGCAUAGGCUCUACAGUCACUAAAAGUUUAGUAGCAGAUAUUUCUGGAAUCAUUCCUGAUUCAGUAAUGGCUGGCAUUAUACAGGCAUGGUCCUCUGGUAAAGUCGAAAAUGUUGAAGCUGAACUCAAGCAAACAAUACGCAUGGGAUAUUCUGGCACAGCCUUUAUCCAGCAACUAUCGAAUCUGAUUGCAGAAGAUCCUCAUUUGAAAGAACGACACAAAAGUAAAGUAGCUGUAUUGCUAGGUCAAACAGAUCGAGCCCUAGUGGAUGGUGCGGAUGAACACCUGCAGAUUCUUAAAGUUUUGCUCAUGACUAUGGUUCACUGA